This is a messenger RNA of Gongylonema pulchrum, 783 nucleotides long. The record is from the annotation of a GenBank genome assembly. NCBI's taxonomy places the organism in Eukaryota, Metazoa, Nematoda, Chromadorea, Rhabditida, Gongylonematidae.
AUGUGUAACGUGCAGUUAUUCAUUUGUGCAGCUGGGAUAGUCUGCGGCCUGUAUGUUAUUCUGCUCGGUAUAUUCAAAAUUCGACGCGAAACUUUCAAGUGGUAUUCACUGAAUAUCCUUGUCGCUUACUGCAUCACGAUGUGCUGCAAAAUUGCAGUGCUUCUUCAGUUGGGUUCGCCAAGAGCAAUGGCACGAUUAUUGGCAUUCGCUUCAUCAUGGUCAUUUUCUUUGGUGCGCUUCACAAUGCUGUGUUCGUUGCUUGAAAUUUAUUGCAUUUAUUCUUUCCGAAACAGCCGAUUAUCGCGACUUUAUGACAGAGUGUGGCCGCCUCGUCUUAUCGUUCAUAUUGCUGGCCUUUCACUCAGUGUUUUUGUGGUGGGCGCGUUUUAUUUUCAACCAAUAUUACAUGUUGCCGUGACAACUUAUUGUUUAACCACAAUUAUAGUUUAUCUCAUCUCAGUUGUUAUUCUGUGUAUCGUUAUAUGUACAAUUUAUUACUAUCGAAAAGGAAAACACAAGCCCCUGACGAAGCAUCUUUGGUUACCGCUGUUUUUCUUUUUGCCCGUUACGCUGAUCGAUUUGCCCACUGCAACUACAGCAGGAUGUUUAAUUCUGGAAAAUUACGGUGUUACAAUUCCGGAUACGGUUUAUUUCAUUGGCACAUACUCACGUCUGGUAAACAGCGUCAAUUUCCAGUGCACCAGUAAGGAUCUGAAACAAAUUUCAGGUCAGAAUACCACUGGUAGCAAUUUGCACGAUUACAGUAGUGCCAUCGUUUCGUAA